GCAAAUGUAUCUGAAUGUACAGAACUUAAAUUUAUCCGUGCCUUGGUGUCUGCUGUGCAUGAAAAUGCCAUAAAAGAUACUACUUCUGGGUGGGAAUUAGAUGUUACGAAAUUGAAAAAAAGGAUAUCUAUACUAACACCGUAUAUAGAUAAUAAUGAAAAUCUAGAACUUCAAGCUUUAUAUGCUAUUCAGUCACUAAUGAAUCAGCAAAAUCAAUCUAAAGGAAUUCUAAGGCAGAUUUUCGACAUCUUCUACGACGAUAACGUUAUCACCGAAGAAUCUUUUAAAAACUGGGAACAAAGUGAUGAUAUAAACGAAGUGGAAGGCAAAGGUGUAGCAUUACAUUCUCUCAAAUCUUUUUUCACUUGGCUAAAGGAAACAGAUUCUGGUGAUUCUGUGACUGAUGAAUGA
Parasteatoda tepidariorum (common house spider) is the source of this 411-nucleotide messenger RNA. RefSeq names its product eukaryotic translation initiation factor 4 gamma 3-like. Lineage: Eukaryota; Metazoa; Arthropoda; Arachnida; Araneae; Theridiidae. The record is from RefSeq and is a predicted model, not a curated record.